Molecule: messenger RNA, 1305 nt
Organism: Schistosoma intercalatum
Lineage: Eukaryota; Metazoa; Platyhelminthes; Trematoda; Strigeidida; Schistosomatidae
Source: the annotation of a GenBank genome assembly
AUGUCCGGCGACAACAAGAACCAAAAUGAGGUGGAGGUUAUGGAGUACACAACUGUUAAGGCUAGCUAUGAGUCACUAAACAAGCGGUACAGACGCAAUCACCGAGACAUGGAGAAAGGUAUAGCUGCUUUAAAUAAGUCACUUGACGAGUUGGAAAAUGCAACAGAUAUCACAAAAGCUACAGCAGCACUUAGCAGAGUUCUAGAAACCGUUCGUGGCGUGAAACGCAAAGCUGAAUUUGUAUGUAUUGAAGAAAGGAAGCUGUUGAAAUCAUGUAAACGCAGAAUAGGACACCUUAGUCAACUGUGUUUGCUUGAUAGUGGGAUGUUUACCCGGGCCUCAGAUGAGCUACAUUUCAACGCUAGUAGUAAUCAAAAGUCUGAAGAAUCAAUUUCUAAAGUUAAUAGUAGUGAAUCAGACACUACACUUAAACGCCGUUCUACUUAUUCUGUUGAUGAACGCGCACUUUGUCUAGCAAGAUUCCAAAGACACUUGACAGAUUAUCUUUUUACAAGUGGUCAACCUUUAUCGGCUUUGAAAUUCGCUCAGGAGAAAGCCGAACUGGGUGAUCUAUGUAUGAUGGAAGUUUUUGAUGAAGCUGUGUCUAUUGAGAAGGCACUUUUAGAAGGAGAUACAGGUCCAGCAUUCUCUUGGUUGCAAGAAGCUAACUUCAAGUUGAAGAAAAACGAUUCGUAUUAUGAAUUUGAUCUUCGUGUAUUCGAGUUCUAUCUACUUGUCAAGCAAGGGAAACGAAUUGAAGCCAUCCAACAUGCCAGAAAAUACAUGAAUUCAGUUAAACAAGCUGAUGAUUAUCGUGCCACAAAACUUGGUCAGGCGAUGAUUUUAUUGGCAAUGCGUACACCUGAAGAACUUCAGAAUAAGGCAGAUCAGAAUAAGCUAACUGAGGAGUGGAUAGUUAAACGGACUCAUGAAGUACUUAUGGAAUUUUACGCUUACAAUAUUAACACCCCGUUUCAACUGGCUGUUAAUGCUGGAAUUACAGCAAUUAAAACUCAUUACUGUUACAACCCAAAUACUCAACAUCGAGACUGUGCUGUUUGUCAUCCAUUAAUCAACAUGUUGGCAGUGAAUUUACCAUUUGCUCGUCAUGAUCAUUCUAUAUUAACGUGUUACAAGACUGGUCUUCCUAUGAAUGAUGAAAAUCCCCCAAUGUCAUUACCAAAUGGUUAUGUUUACAGCCAAAAGGGUAUCGCUGAGUUAACACGUCCAGAUGGAACAAUAACAUGUCCUCGUUCAGGGAAAACAUUUGAAGCCUCAGAAGUCCAGAGAGUCUACAUAGUCUGA